Toxoplasma gondii ME49 is the source of this 1803-nucleotide messenger RNA. RefSeq lists its product as hypothetical. Gene Ontology annotation, molecular function: 5S rRNA binding. Bases 1 to 1803 code for a protein of 600 amino acids. NCBI's taxonomy places the organism in Eukaryota, Apicomplexa, Conoidasida, Eucoccidiorida, Sarcocystidae. The transcript is spliced from 9 exons. Gene Ontology annotation, biological process: rRNA processing; ribosomal large subunit assembly. The record is from RefSeq and is a predicted model, not a curated record. Gene Ontology annotation, cellular component: nucleolus.
AUGCCGCCGCCGUCGAAAAAGCAAAAGUGGAGGAGGACGGAUCUCUCUGCCACGGAGCGGCACGUGGAAGACUUGGCUCUUCACGAGCGCGUCGAUCGACUCGAGGCUGCUGGGGAACUCUUCACUCUUGACACAGAAGGAACAUCGGCGGCUUCGAACUUGACACAGCGAGCUCGGCGACUCGUGAAAAGUCGAUCGCUUUCUGCCACGGGAGAACACGGCGUCCGAGACAGUGCAUGCCUCGCGAGCUCGAAGGCCCCCCUCCUUCAGGUUGUUUCUAAACACCACAGACAGCACAUUCUAAAAGUUCUGCAGCGAAAAGCUGACGCAGAGAAACUUCAAGGCGCAAAAACGUCGUCGCACGCCUCUGAGAGAAAGAGCGCGCCCACACCUCACAGUUCCUCGCUGUCUGCCGCCGACAUCUGGGGUGCCUCUAUCGUCGCUUCUGAAAACGCGAAGAAGAAGAAACACUUGCCUUCGUGGCUUUCUUCUUCUUCCUCGUCUUCAUCUUUUUCUUCCUCUUCUUCUCCUCAAACCCGUCCCUCUUCUCUCGCUUUAGCUCCAGUUCGGACGGCCGUGAACUCGAAGACGGAGCUGGCAGAGAAGUCGGAAAAUUCGUCGAGGAAACGCGAGCGCGAGGAACCUGACAACGAGACCUCUUCUUCCUCCGACAUACUCCCCAAGUCCAAAAAACAGAAAGCUUCUUCCUCGUCUUCUCCCUCUGCUUCCUCGACUUCUCGCUCUCGCGAUAAGGUGCCUGCUAGAAAGAAGAAAAGACCUGCCUUGACGUCUCGGGCACUGAGAAGCUUCGACAGCCUCCGCGCCGUCGUCCCUGCUGUACAGACACCGGAUCACGGAGAGUCGUACAACCCGUCUCCAGAGGCGCAUGCGCAGGCGCUCUUGACUGCAGCUGUAUGUACACUCGAAGAGCGAGAGCAGUGGCAACAGACGGGCGCGCAUAGCCGCAGUCAGCGUGUCUUGCCCCGGGACCCUGAGGUCCUGGAGGAACUUCUUCUUGCGAAAACUUUGCAGGAAGAAGACACGAAAGGCAGCUUCAGCAAAUACCGGAAACCCGUCGACGCAGCGCUCGCGAAAGUCCUUCCCCGAGAAAAAAUCCAGGAGCUGUCUGAGAGUCAGAAACAAAGACUUCUCUACCGUCUGGUCGACGGAGGCGAGAAGGUUCUCCUCGAUGCGGACGGAGCUUUGCGCCUAGUUGAGGAGGAAGUACAACACAGCGCAGGCGAUAGCGAAGAAGAGAACAGCGAGGAAGAAGCGGAUGAUCCAAGCCUCUUCAGACAACCUGUGCGGCGAGAGAAGAAGAAGACGCAAGCCGACAAGAAUCGUCACCUUCGCUUCCUGCAGCAGCAGCGGCGAAGAGCAGCGAAGCUUUCGUCGCGAGAACGUCGCGCGGCCUUGGCGCGUCUGGACGAUCUUUUGAGGGAGUGCGACGAAGACGAAGAAGACCGUCAGGAGGCGCAGAAAGACAAAGAGGAGCGUCUGAAGGCGAAGAUUGAGGCCGCAAAGCAGGGUCGCGUGAAACUCCGAAUCGGUCGAAAUCGCUUCGUGGAACCUCCGCCCGCUGUUGCCCUGCCCGACGAUCUCUCUGGCGGUAGUUUGAGGACCAUGAAAGCUUUACGCGGCGGCGCCUUGUCUGCGCAGUUGACGUCUCUGCAGCGUCGGGGCUUGGUCGAGCUUCCACCCACAGGCGGCGCAACUGCUGCGUAUCUGCGCCGCGUGCAGAAAGACCGGUCUCGUCGAAUCAGCAGCAAGAAGCCUGUUCGCAAGAGGCAGCUCGGAACGUAG